Oncorhynchus masou masou (cherry salmon) is the source of this 2692-nucleotide messenger RNA. It is a transcript of the gene rsph3, whose product is annotated as radial spoke head 3. Lineage: Eukaryota; Metazoa; Chordata; Actinopteri; Salmoniformes; Salmonidae. The transcript is spliced from 9 exons. The record is from RefSeq and is a predicted model, not a curated record. Gene Ontology annotation, cellular component: cilium. Bases 160 to 1179 code for a protein of 339 amino acids.
CCUGGAAAUCGUUGCUAUGACAAACGUCAACAACUAGAUACUCUUCUUCACUUUCAUUUAGCUACCAGUUUGAAUGUUUUUAUCAAAUAAUACGGUUUGAUUUCAUUAGAAUAAUUUUGGUAGUUAGAGAUUAGUUAAUUGCUAACUGUAAGUCAAAGAAUGACAUCCGUUUUACAGCCUCAAAAGGAGGCUCCAAACGGGACUUACACAUUCGCCAGUCGCCCAAGACCUGUUCAAAACCGCACCAAAUACAGAGAGCCCGCCGCGGAGCAAAGUGAUGGACAGAGCAAUUAUGGAAACAUCAUGUAUGACCGACGUGUUGUCAGGGGAAACACAUAUGCCCAGCACAUCCUACCAGUGGCAGCUCAACCUGACCCUAUUGAGGUCCAGAGACAGCAGGAGUCCAGAAGGAGAUCGGUCGCUCGGAAGCGUGCCAUGGAGCAGUUCAGGCCCAGGACUCCAGAGGCUCUGGAGGGAAGGAAGCACAUAGAUGUACAGACAGAGCUUUAUCUUGAGGAGCUGAAUGAUCGCAUAGAGGACACCAGCGUCGAGUGCCAGACCGAUGCCUUCCUGGACAAACCGGCCACCCCCCUCUUCAUUCCUGCCAAGUCCGGUAAAGAUGUGGCCACACAGAUAGAGGAGGGAGAGCUGUUUGACUUUGACAUGGAGGUGCGCCCGGUGCUGGAGGUGCUGGUGGGGAAGACUGUGGAGCAGGCCCUGCUGGAGGUCAUGGAGGAGGAGGAGCUGGCCAGCCUGCGGGCACAGCAGCGGGCCUUCGAGGAGCUCCGCAACGCCGAGCUGGUGGAGGUGCAGCGGCUAGAGGAGCAAGAGAGACGCCACCGUGAGGAGAAGGAGCGUCGGAUCACCCAGCAGCGAGAGGUGCUGAAGAAGGAGAUGGAGACUGCGGACAAGAUUGCGGCGCGAGCGUUUGCCCAGCACUACCUGGCCGACCUGCUCCCCUCGGUCUACACCACGCUGAGGGAACACGGCUACUUCUACGACCCUGUGGAGAGAGAUAUUGAGACUGGCUUCCUCCCGUGGCUGAUGGCUCAUGUCAGUAACACUUUGGAGAAGAGAUACGUGGCAAGAGCAGUGUUGGACAUGCUUAUCCAUGAUGUCACCCAGAAGAGGCUGGAGCUGUUCCAGCAGAUGCAGCCCCACGACCACUCCACCCAAUGAGGGCCUGUACCACUAUGGGGGGACAUACAGGGAAUGCAUUUCAAAUGAAAAGUUGACGAGCUGAAUGGCAAAAGGAAAAUCUCUACAUAUCUGUGCAACACAGUACAUUAAAUGAUUAUUAAAAAAUGAUUUGCUCUACUUAUAUUCAUGAUUUGAAAAUAUCGAACAACUGUCUACAAUAAAGACUAUAGAUUUAACUCUUAGCAUUUUCCACAAAUUGCAUUAGUCUCUGGUUUCAUGGACAGUGCAUUUAUAGCCUAUUAGUUUCCUGUCCUUACCCUUAGUGUUGUAGACAGAGUUUACUGACUUUUGAUGUAAUGUGUUGGAGGCUUGUAUUUCAGUACCUUAUAAUCUGCAAUUGGUGAAUUGUCUUAUUUUCCCUGCUGGUACAGUCAUUUUCCCAAAAUUGUAUGUCUCUUGAAAUUAUACUGGUAUUCAAUCACUAAAUUCCGGUUUACAAAAAGUCACAUCCCUCAACAACAAUCCUAUAGUAUUUGUGCCAGUGCCUUAACUUGAAAGUAAUCUGCUAAACCAAAAAUAUUGCCUACUUGAAAAUGGUUACCAAACAUUAGCUCUUGCGGUCAUACUAUUAUGCUAUUUUUUUUUUUUUUUUUUUUUUACAAAUAAGACAUGCUGGAAAGUACAGUACAUCUGUGUUUCAGGACACAUGUAUACGAUCCUUGUUGUUUAUAAAUAGAUUGUAAACUAUUUCCUCUUUACAAGUGGCUGUUUCGGUCCAAUAUAAUGCAUGCGUUGUGACCUAUAGCACGCAUUUUAGUGCACGCACUUCAGAGUUUAUCUCUGAUAUAUACCGUUCUAUUUUAAUCCUACUCAACUAUUGGUCCGUUUCCAUUUAUGAAACCUCCCCAACCCGUUCACAGCGUUUCCUAGGUUGAGUUUUAGAGGGUGUGCUUCUGACGCGCACUAUUACUCAACUACACAAAUAGAAACACAAUAAUGGUAAUCCAAAAAAAUAUACACGUGCAUCUAAUAUCGCUGUUUGUUUAUGACGCCAUAGUUAUUUUGUUAGAAUGAAUAUGUGGUAUUAAAUUACCACUUCCCAUAAUAGACUUAAUCUACAGUAGGCCUAUUUUAUGUAGCAACAGCAAUUCGUAAAAUUCUCAGAUUAUGGGGUGUUUUUAUAAAGGACUUUUAAAUGUAAUUUUGCACUUUUUUUGUAGUUGUAUGCCAAAACCCUAAACCCAAUGAAUCAUGUUAAAGCUACUCUGAUAAUAAACUUAUGGCACAUAAUGCUCUCAUCUGAAUACUCUUAUGAUGUGGCCUCUUGGUUAUCUCAAGGUCUUCCCUUCUGUAUAAUGACACAACUAUUCCAUCUGGUCUGUUUUAUCCUCAAGGUCAUGGAGUGAAGCCAUUGCAUUGGUGAAAUAAAUAUGCUGUUUAGUGCCUGUCUUUUUAUAAUUAGCCAAAUAUAACAGGCUAAUUGUAUAAUUGUUUGCUAGAUCUAGUCAACAAUGAGCAGUAUGUACUAUUAAUAAAAUUUGCUUUCACUGUA